This is a messenger RNA of Coffea eugenioides, 1636 nucleotides long. Its product is annotated as protein trichome birefringence-like 35. Gene Ontology annotation, molecular function: O-acetyltransferase activity. The record is from RefSeq and is a predicted model, not a curated record. The transcript is spliced from 6 exons. Gene Ontology annotation, cellular component: Golgi apparatus. Lineage: Eukaryota; Viridiplantae; Streptophyta; Magnoliopsida; Gentianales; Rubiaceae. The coding region runs from base 131 to 1507 and encodes 458 amino acids.
CCAGUGCCAACUAACCCCGUCCAUGGGAGGCCUCUGUCUGCCGAGGGCGAUCUUCAUUUUCAGAGGAGUCGAGCACCCGUAGCAGUAGCACACUCCCUUGCCCCUUUCUCUCUCCACUCCUCUCUCUAACAUGAUGCAGAAAUGCCACAGAAAAAAGGGCCAUUUUCCUCUCAUGGCACUUGUACUCUUUGUCUGCAUAAUCUUCUCAAUAUUGUACAAGGAAAUUACUACCAUUCAACGAAUCCGUCAGAGCCAACCUCAGAACGAGGUUAAUGAUGACCAACCCCAGUCCUCCGACUUCCAUCUCCAACAAGAAUUUCUUCCCAGACCCACGGUUUUACUGAAUCGAUCCCUCUCAAGCAGAGCUCCUCCUGUGCCUCUGGAUAAAUCUAGUGCAUGCAGUUCGACUGUGGAGUACAGUGGAAGAAGAGUUUUGCCAGCUGGCCGUACACCGGAGCCGGGUGGCUGGAGGGGGCAACCGCAAGGGUGCGACUUCUUUUCUGGUGAAUGGGUCUUUGAUAACGCUUCUCGUCCACUGUAUAAUGAGUCAGAUUGUCCGUAUAUGUCGGAUCAAUUAGCCUGUCUCAAGCACGGUAGACCUGAUGUUGAUUACCAGUAUUGGAGAUGGCAGCCCCUUAAUUGCAAUUUGAAGAGGUGGAAUGUGACUGAGAUGUGGGAGAAGUUGAGGGGUAAGAGACUGAUGUUCGUGGGGGACUCCUUGACUAGAGGGCAAUGGAUAUCAAUGGUGUGCUUGUUGCAGUCCAUAAUUCCAGCCGAUAAAAAGUCAAUGACACCCCAAGCCCAACUUACAACUUUUACAGCCCAGGACUACAACGCUACUGUUGAAUUUCUUUGGGCACCGCUUCUUGUUGAAUCUAAUUCGGAUGAUCCUGUUGAUCAUACAUUGCCUGAAAGAAUUCUCCGUCCAGAUUCAAUUCUUAGGCAUGCAUCACAAUGGAAGGAUGCCGACAUUUUAGUCUUCAAUUCUUAUUUGUGGUGGAGACAGGGCCCUGUGAAGCUCUUAUGGAGUAAUGAAGAUAGUGGUGUUUGUGAAGAAAUUGACGGGUUGGGAGGCAUGGAGUUGGCAAUGGAGGCCUGGGCAGAUUGGAUGGCUUCUGAUUUUGACGCCCUCAACAAGCAGGCCUUUUUUGUUACCAUGUCUCCUACACAUUUCUUGAAAGAAGAAUGGGAGCCAGGAAGUGAAGGAAACUGUUACAAUGAGAGACAGCCAAUUUCGAGUGAAAGGUACCUGGGAAACGGUAUUCACUUGCCCACCAUGCAAAUAGCGGAGAAGGUAUUGAGGCGGUUGAGCUCAAAGGUUUCUGUGCUCAACAUCACACGGCUCUCAGAUUAUAGGAAAGACGGCCACCCAACCAUUUAUCGGAAAUUCUGGGAGAUGCUGAGCCCUGAGACGCUGUCGAAACCGGCGAGUUAUUCCGAUUGUAUACAUUGGUGCCUGCCGGGUGUGCCUGAUGUCUGGAAUGAGUUGCUGUUUCAAUAUAUGUAGAAGGUCCGAUGCACCUGUGCUUUGCACUUACCACAUAUCCCAGAGAAAGCUUGUUCAUAAUAGUUACGCUGUUUUUAUGGUUUCCAACAUUCAAUUAUUGAAGGUAAUCGUUGAAAAUGGCAGGCCAAA